Conger conger (European conger) is the source of this 2381-nucleotide messenger RNA. RefSeq names its product fibronectin type III domain containing 10 (gene fndc10). The coding region runs from base 464 to 1624 and encodes 386 amino acids. The transcript is spliced from 2 exons. Lineage: Eukaryota; Metazoa; Chordata; Actinopteri; Anguilliformes; Congridae. The record is from RefSeq and is a predicted model, not a curated record.
GGAGAAGCGAGGAGACAGCGGAGGGAGAGUGGAGAGGAAAAGCGAGAGGGGAGAGGAGCGGCAUGACUCAUGUAAUUGACUGUUGAUGACUUCAAACAUUGAGACACUUCAUGUACAGAUACAGGCACAUUCUCUCACGACAGCCAUCCGAAGCAGCCAGACAGAAAGACGAGCUCUAGAAUAAACUCGCACAUCUCCGCGAGACACGUGAGAGUGUUCGGGUGCCUGUAAAGGAUUGCGUAUGUGUCCGAUAUUGUCGCCGUGAGCCGUCGCGCUGCUGAACGGACGAUGUGUUGCCGGGACUUUUCAGCUAUAGCACUUGAACGUGUAAGGAUGUGUUCCAGCAACCGCGCUCCUGCUUCUGUGUCCGUCUGCCUCCAUCCGAAUCCCCGGCGACUCUGACGGUGCUGCCUGCCUAUCUCAUACGCUGCAUGCAGCCAGUAGGUUGCUAGAAGGUGGCGCAAUGCCAGGCCAGCUGGGCACGGCUGUACUCGCAUAUGCUGCACUGUUUCUGGGCUUGUGUCAGGACUGCGCAGGACUCCACGGCAGGACCCGCGGAAGCCACGAUGCGCAGUCUUCCUCAUUAUCAUCACCAUCAUCAGGAGUGGGGCAGCGUGGAGGAGUGUCCCGAGGCCCCCAAAACUACCCCUCAAAUUAUAGUGAAAAUAUUAACGAUAACAUUAAUUCUGGCCAAACUGUGCCACACUUCCAGGGAAACCUCAGCGACCCCAGAGCCACAGACAAUAAUAAUAACAACAACAGCAGUAGCAAAGGCUCUGCAACUGUGAAAAGACCAAGAUUUACUGUUAGUGGGGAGGACCAGGGUGCGGACAGUGGGGCAACUCUGGUCUGUGCCUACAGGGUUUUGGAGACUGGGGGCAUGGAUAAGCUGUGUUUCCGGGCUACGCAGCACAGCUUUGAGUGCCAGAGCGGGGAGUGUCAGAGGGUGAGGUCUCUAGGGGGGCAAGUGGUGGCCAACGUGCUGACAAAUGGCAGCGUGUUAAUACAGUGGGGGCAGGACAGGGGACCGAAAGGUGAGCAGGGGCAGGGUAGGCUGAGGGGAGGGCGCGUUCAGGGGCCUGCAGUGGAGCCGGGAGGUGUACCUAAUGCUCCAGGUUCAGAGGCAACAAGUGAGAGGGGACAGAACCCCCCAGGAGAAAUGCCAGAGUUCACAGGUAGUAAGAAGAGCCUGAUUGCUGUGGCUAGAGCAGGGCCCAGAGGACGUGUUCAGCAGGGCGGCUUUGAGCUGCGCUGCUGGUGGAAUGGCAGCUACACGCAGUUUGAAUGCGCUGGCGUGCUCCUGGGCGCCGGCUGCAGGGAUUAUCUACUGAGCGAGCUACAUGAGAACGUCCCGUACCGCAUCUGCCUGCGUCCCCACCUGCGUCAGCCCCUCUCUGGCAGUGGUGGCCAUGGCGACGACCCCGGGGAAUGCGUGGAGUUCACCGUCUCGCCCUCGGGGAUGCAGGACAUUGUGAUCGCCAUGACGACUGUAGGAGGGGCCAUCUGUGUGAUGCUGGUCAUCAUCUGUCUGCUGGUGGCUUAUAUCACAGAGAAUAUCAUGAGCCCUGCCACACAGCACGCACCACGCUCCCAGCAUUCGGCCCGCACACACUCCCAUCUCUGAGAGUCAUCUCACACACCUACACAGACCACACAAACUGUACGUCUCCAGAGAAAAUAAUGAGCAAAGCCAGACAACUCAGAGAUUACUUUGCAGACACACACAUACUCACACACACCUCCAAGACUACUGUUCUGCCCAGGACUUUAUUCUGUGAGUGUGCAUAAUUGUGUGUGUCUGUUUUUCACUGUGUCGACAUCUCAGUCAAACAGGCAAUUACCGAUGUUAACUGUAAUAGGAUACCGUGUCAGAUAUUGUAGAUGGAAACAUUUGAACUUAUUUGGAUGCAUAACGUCGAGUGACAUAGAAACAAAUGUGUAUAGAUUCUUUUUUUUAAUGACUAAGAAUUUGUGAAUAUAGACUUCUGUUGAUCUGUUCUGCUGAUCUGUUAGCUAGACAGGCCCAGCUCAAAACCGACCCUGUACUUUUUAUGACAAUUAGUUAUGAUUAGCUUCCAUUGGUAUAUAGGUAUAGUAGACUUUUAUUAGGUAUUUAUUUAUAGUCGGCUUUUAUUUGGCAUUUAUUUACACUAGAAGGUUCAGAACAAUUCUAUACUCUAAUCCUAUAUUAGCACCCAAAACUAGACCUUCCCAAUAAUCUUAAACAGAGUAAACCCUAUUUUUCAAGACAAUGUGUACGUAGCUCUGUAGUUCUACACUGCUGUAUGUAUCAGGGUUGGUCAGUCUGUGCAAUACUGUUCUAUACUUCUGUAUACUGAACACCUUUCACACCAAAUAAAGGUUAUUGAGAAAAUGGGUUA